Molecule: messenger RNA, 2257 nt
Organism: Peromyscus eremicus (cactus mouse)
Lineage: Eukaryota; Metazoa; Chordata; Mammalia; Rodentia; Cricetidae
Gene: Pola2
Product: DNA polymerase alpha 2, accessory subunit
Exons: 18
Coding region: 165-1967 (600 amino acids)
Biological process (GO): DNA replication; DNA replication initiation
Cellular component (GO): alpha DNA polymerase:primase complex
Molecular function (GO): DNA binding
Source: RefSeq, a predicted model, not a curated record
UUUGUUGACAUAUUUCUCUGUGACCGGGUGGUUGAGCUCUUCUGAGGGCUUGGGCCAGUUGUCUCUCGUGGAGCGUCCCUCCCAUCUUCCCCCCAAAGCGAAAGGAGAAGCCUCUGCUGAGCAGACUUGAGCGGAGGUCGGAGCCUGGCCCCUCCCGGGUCACUAUGGCUGUGUCCACCCAGCAGCUGGCGGAGGAGCUACAGAUCUUCGGCCUGGACUGCGAGGACGCCCUCAUGGGGAAACUGGCAGAGCUGUGUGUUCUGUACAGACAGACGGAGGAGGGAAUGGUGAGUGAGCUUAUCGCCUUCUGCACCAGCACAGGGAAAAUGUGCCUUACUGCAGAGAUCCUGAACUCCUUUGAACACGAGGUUCUAAAUAAGAAAGUAUCCAAAGCCUGGCACAGUGCCUCCAAGGACAGUGGGCAUGCAGGAGCCAGAGACAUUGUUUCUAUACAAGAGCUGAUUGAAGCGGAGGAAGAAGAGGAGACCCUUUUGAACUCUUAUACCACACCCUCUAAGGGUCCUCAUAAGCGAGCUAGCAGCACCCCAGAAACCCCGCUAACAAAAAGGAGUGUCUCUACUCGUAGCCCACAUCAGCUUCUCUCGCCAUCGAGUUUCUCCCCGAGUGCUGCCCCCUCCCAGAAAUACAGCUCCAGAACCAACCGAGGAGAAGUGGUCACCACAUUCGGCUCAGCACAAGGCAUGUCCUGGUCUGGGAGAGGAGGUUCUGGAGGUGUCAGCCUGAAGGUCAUAGCAUACCCAGGGCCACUCACAGGCAGCUACAAAGCCAUGUUUCAGCAGCUCUCGGAUAUUCGUGAAGUUCUGACCUAUAAGAUAGAAGAGCUUGGCAGCGAACUGAAGGAGCAUUACAAGAUUGAGGCUUUUACCCCUCUUCUGGAACCAGCACAAGAGCCUGUCAUCCUGCUGGGCCAGAUUGGCUGUGACAGCAAUGGCAAGCUGAACAGCAAGUCAGUGAUUCUCGAGGGAGACCGGGAACACUCCUCGGGCACUCAGAUUCCGGUGGAUUUAUCCGACCUCAAGGAAUAUUCUCUCUUUCCUGGACAGGUUGUAAUUAUGGAAGGAUUCAACACCACUGGUAGGAGACUUGCUGCCACCAGACUCUACGAGGGGGUACCACUUCCGUUCUAUCAGCCCACCGAAGAGGAUGGUGAUUGUGAGCAAACUACGGUUUUAGUUGCCUGUGGGCCUUAUACCACCUCUGACAGCAUCACAUACGACCCCUUGCUUGAUCUGAUCACCAUCAUCAACCAUGACCGGCCAGAUGUCUGCAUCCUGUUGGGACCCUUCCUGGAUGCUAAACACGAGCAGGUAGAGAACUGUCAGCUGACAAGCCCAUUUGAAGACGUUUUCAAGCAGUGCCUGAGAACAGUUAUCGAGGGAACAAGAAGCUCCGGCUCCCACCUUGUCUUUGUCCCAUCUCUGAGGGACGUGCAUCAUGAACCGGUAUACCCACAGCCACCCUUUACCUUCUCUGAGCUGCCUCGGGAGGACAAAAAGCGGGUGCAGUUUGUGUCCGAGCCCUGCAGCCUCUCCAUAAAUGGAGUGAUGUUUGGCUUGACAUCCACGGACCUGCUGUUCCACAUCGGGGCUGAGGAGAUCUGUAGCUCUUCUGGGACGUCAGACCGAUUCAGCCGAAUCCUCAAGCAUAUCCUGACGCAGAGAAGCUACUACCCACUCUACCCGCCCCACGAGGACAUGGCCAUAGACUACGAGAACUUCCAUACCUAUGCCCAGCUGCUCUUCACCCCUGAUGUCUUCAUCGUGCCGUCAGAGCUGCGGUACUUCGUGAAGGACAUCCUUGGCUGUGUCUGUAUAAAUCCUGGGCGGCUCACCAAAGGACAGGUGGGUGGCACCUUCGGCCGCCUCUACCUCAGGAGACAGCCCAGGGCCAUGGACAGUAAGGGCAGGCCGGGCCUGAGUGUGGCCGUGCAGGUGGUCAGAAUCUGAGUCUUGAGCCUCAGUCAUGUGGCCUCACCGACACCAGGAGCCCAGGUAUGACCCUCUGAUGACCAGACUGUUGAAGCACCUGACAGGGAUCUGUCCCUGUCUGACAAGGAGCGGAACAGGACUGCGGGCCUGGGGCCCUGUGCAGUUGGGCCUUGAUCUGAGUCAUGCCUCUCGCCUCUCUCUUUUUACCUCACAAGGGACAUAGGGUGUCGAGAAGUGAACCAUCUCUGGAGACAGCCUGCCCAGAAAGGCAGGAAAACUUCAUGGUUUUCUGUAUGAGUCGAACACAG